AGGUCCCAGAUGUACGUACCGUUAUACUGGAAGUAAUCCGUAUGUAUCGUGUGACAAUGGGCAGCUAAAUCUGCUGUGUACCAAUCAGGAGCCAGCUAUAGUUAGAUACACUUCCUACUCCCCGGCUAGCUCCAACUCAAUUCUAACCUUUGAGGGAUAUAUUGGUACCUUCCUGAGACAACAUGUAUGUGAUACAGUACGACUGGACUCGACACAGUAUUUGUGGUCUCACUCAAGGCUAGGUUUUACUGCGAAGUGUGGUGACAAGCCGGUGGACCCUAUGGUUGUACAGGCCGCUCUAGCGACGGAGGGAUACCAUAAUCAGGGGACCCUUAAACUUGUUCCUACACCAUUAAACAACUACCACAGUGGUGUACGUCCUUGUGAAUUCGUUUAUUUACAUGAUAAAUGUAAAAUGCAUAAUUCAAUGUCUGUAUCCUUUUCGUAACAAGCAAAUAAUUGAUAUGAUGUACAUUAAUUACAUCGAUAUUGUCUUUGUGUGGUAUAAGAUAAGAUAAAUGCUUAACGAUCUCGAUCCCAUUGUCCCGGGAAAAUCGAGUGUGCGUUAAUUUACAAAUGCCCCUUAAUAAUAAUGUGAAAACCGUUUGCCUAUGCUUAUAAAUAUGUAUUUAAUGUUUUAUCAGAAAAGCCUUAUCAAUUCAGGCAUAUUAGCUAUUGAAAAUUGAGAUAUCAAUGUUGCACAAUGCUGUUUGUUUUCAGUAAAUCAAGUCUGUUUAUUAAUAGAUGCAUGUAGCUACAAUUUUUGCCGUGAAGAUUCAAAACUACACUAACCCAGAUCAUUCCUGUAAAACAAAUGAAACAUCCACAAGGAAAUGUUGUGACGGCGGUCAUCUACAUCAUUGUGAUACAGACACGUGUGACACACAUUUCAGGAUCUGUAUUAACAAUGAUCCACUUAACACCCAACAUGGGAACUGUAUAGAAACAGUGGUCAGACCGAACACUAACGAGCUGUCCACUUGUGGAGACAUCCGUGUUAACCACACAACUAACCAACUGGACGUUGCAUCUACGUAUAUCUCCGUCACGGACACGUGGACCUGGAAUAACACGUAUAUCCACGUCGAGGUGAGGGACGCUGACGAUGCCAAUAAGUAUGACGUUAUUGACGUCAUCACGUUAAAACAGGACCUGACCCCCGGGCAUUGGGAUCUGUCAGACGCUACCGCAGUAUCAGUUCUACUUAAAGGGCACGUCAGUUUACACAUGCGUUUGUUGGUUUGGUGCGGCGCCCAUCGGUACGGAAAGAAUUGUGACGUACAAUGUUCGGCGAAGGGACAUAAGUCAUGUGACCCCGAUACUGGCGCCACGAUCUGUCAAUCUGGUUACACCGGGAACGACUGUCACGACAUCGAUGAGUGUAAGGAAUCAUACUGCCAUGGACCUGGUACAAGUCUUUGUACUAAUCAUGUCGGAUCCUACCAUUGUAGCUGUAAUGGUGGGUGGUCAGGACAGAACUGUUCACAGGAUAUCGACGAAUGUAAAACGUCCAAUGCAUGUCAUCAUGGCGGAACAUGUACCAAUAGUCCGGGUAGCUUCUCUUGUUCUUGUGUAAAUGGAUGGACAGGGACAAUUUGUGACAAUGACGUGAAUGAGUGUGAAAAUGAUCCCUGUCUACACGGAGGUACGUGUCACAAUACCGAUGGGUCAUUUCUUACCGAUGGGUCAUAUACUUGUUCAUGCAAGGGCUUCAGUGGACAAAAUUGUACACAGGAUGUGGACGAAUGUCAGAAUAAUCCCUGUUUGCACGGAGGAACGUGUAAUAAUACAGUCGGUUCGUACACGUGUGUUUGUCACCACGGAUACAGUGGACAAAACUGUCAGCAUGACAUCAACGAGUGUAAUUAUAAUCCAUGCCAACAUGGAGGAGUGUGUAACAAUACCGACGGGUCAUAUACUUGUUCAUGCAAGGGCUUCAGUGGACAAAAUUGUACACAGGAUGUGGACGAAUGUCAGAAUAAUCCCUGUUUGCACGGAGGAAAGUGUAACAAUACAGUCGGUUCAUACACGUGCUCAUGCCACGGAUACAGUGGACAAAACUGUGGUGAUGACAUUAACGAGUGUAAAUAUAUAAAGUGCCCUAACGAUCACACACAUUGUGUCAACACUAUCGGAUCUUACAGGUGUCAGUGUAACAAAGAAUGGACUGGAGACCAGUGUAAUACUGACGUGAAUGAGUGUCAACUUCAUCAUCAUCAGCCCUGUCAACAUGGCGGAACAUGCCACAAUAUAGAUGGUAACUACACCUGUCACUGUGUUACCGGCUGGACUGGCUGGAAUUGUGAUCGUGAUGUUAACGAAUGUGAAAUCAGACCCAAAGUAUGUCGAAAUAAUGGAGCUUGUACCAAUAAAGAGGGUGGUUAUAGUUGUGCGUGCAAGUCAGGGUGGACUGGAGAUAAUUGUACAUCAGAUGUAAAUGAAUGCAACAACCAAGUGUGUAAGAAUAAUGCCACGUGCACUAAUACAGCUGGUAGCUACGAGUGUCUCUGUGCUACAGGUUGGCAUGGCAAAACUUGUGAGGACGAUAUAGACGAAUGCAACCAUCACAAUCCUUGCAAGCAUAAUAGUCACUGUAUCAACAAAGCUGGAGAUUACCAAUGUAACUGUACCGUAUACUGGACUGGUAAAAACUGUUCUGAGGACAUUGACGAAUGUAACAGACAUAAUAUAUGUCAUAAUCGUGGGGCGUGUACCAAUAGUAAUGGUGAUUUCUCUUGUUCUUGUGCUAAAGGAUGGACAGGGAAUAUAUGUGAAAAUGACGUUGACGAGUGUUUAAACACAACAAUAUGUCAACAUGAAGGGAAAUGUAACAAUAUUGAUGGCGGCUUCACGUGUCAUUGUACUUUUGGAUGGACAGGGGACCGAUGUCAAACGGAUGUCAACGAGUGUCGACAUAAUCCCUGUCAACAUAACGGCACUUGUACCAAUAAAGAGGGUGGUUAUAGUUGUGCGUGCAUGUCAGGGUUGACUGGAGAUAAUUGUACAUCAGAUGUAAAUGAAUGUCAUCAUCAAGUGUGUAAGAAUAACGCCAUGUGUACCAAUAUCGACGGUGGCUAUAAAUGCCAAUGUUCUGAGGGUUGGCAAGGCCAUACUUGCGAGGAGGAUAUUGAUGAAUGCCAAAGAAACCCUUGUCAUCACGAGGCUACAUGCCAUAACAUUGCCGGAUCGUAUAUCUGUAACGUAGAUAUAGACGAAUGCAAUCUGAUCAACGCCUGCCUUCAUGGGCUUUGUGAAAACACUAACGGGAGCUUCAUGUGUAAAUGCCGGGUUGGUUGGAGCGGCCCUAACUGUACGGACGAUGUCGAUGAGUGCCGAACCGUUCGACCUUGUCUAAAUAGCGGACAAUGUAUAAACACGGCCGGAAGUUUCCGAUGUAUCUGUACACCGCAGUGGGUUGGUCACCUUUGCUCACAAGAUGUAGACGAAUGCAAACUCCCUAACCGCUGUAAUGGAAAUGACGUGUGUAUUAACUAUCCGGGAGGUUUCCUGUGUUCCAAUCAAACUGAGAGCACAACUUCCAAGGAUUUGAUUUCGAACUCAACGUUUUCCUCAGAGUCCUAUGUCAGUGUCAUCGGCCUAGAAUGUUCUGCUAACGCCUGGACAAUUCGGAUAUAUCUUCCUGAACUUUACAAGCGCCAUGUUGAUUUUGAUCCAUCUGAUAUAUACCUUGGUGAGGCGGGGUGUGAGGGCUAUCGGUCUGGAGACUAUCUGAUCAUAUACCAACAGUACAGUAACUGUCUUACUCGCCAUAAUAUAACUUUGGGAAAUGACGUAUAUAGUAACACUCUAGUGUAUGCACUUCGUGACGUCAACUACAAAUUCAUCAUCCGGGCAUUCAGAUUCCGAUUAGACCUGGAGUGUAAUAUGGCCAAGCACGAGACGAUAUCACAACAUUUCAUUGAGACACAUAGUCAGGUGCGCAUGCGCAGCAAUAAUCCACGAAUUUCCUGUCAUGGGUACUACAAUGUCUUAAUGACAUUCUACAGGGAUUCUAACUUCCUACAUCCAAUGAUGGAUAAUAGCCUGCUUCUGGCCGACAUUGGAGAGGAUAUCUACGUUAAACUAACCACACACGUGACCUCCACAGACGUAAAGAUGAGGCUCGACUCCUGCUACACACUGCCAUCUCCAGGAGCGGCAGAAAACUUUAAAUUUUACAUCAUUAGAAAUGCGUGA
Pecten maximus is the source of this 4197-nucleotide messenger RNA. RefSeq names its product fibropellin-1-like. The record is from RefSeq and is a predicted model, not a curated record. The transcript has 11 exons. Gene Ontology annotation, cellular component: protein-containing complex; plasma membrane. Lineage: Eukaryota; Metazoa; Mollusca; Bivalvia; Pectinida; Pectinidae. The coding region runs from base 745 to 4197 and encodes 1150 amino acids. Gene Ontology annotation, biological process: establishment or maintenance of epithelial cell apical/basal polarity; cell communication; heterophilic cell-cell adhesion. Gene Ontology annotation, molecular function: calcium ion binding.